AUGGAUGAUAUAAAUUUUAUUACUAAGCACGAUCCAUCGCCUGGUAAUACGCACCUGUCCCUUAUAACAUGGAUCUUUAACGGGAUCUCUUUUAAAGGUCGAAAGGUUAGCAUUGGGUGUAAUGUUUGCUAACUAGUGAUGAAUUUUUACAAGAGGCGAGGUUGAUUUACGCAUCCCAUCCAGUCACAUAAGUUCUGGGGUACGAUUGUCGAGGGAUUGUUGAGAGGCCAUGCUUCGAGUAUUCCCAUCCCGACGAGAGGCCAUUCGCUCAAUCGGUCCAUGGGAAGGGAGUGGAGUUGGAUAAGGCCGCUGUGCUGUCCUAUUGCAGGUUGAAGACCUCCGAUGGGAAUUAUGUCACCUGCGAGUGCGUCUUCACAGUAGUGCACUCGGUUAUUGUAGCGUCGACUAGUUUGUACUGGCCGACUUUGAGAAGCCAGGGUUUGUCCCCACCGAUUGCCACACCAUGAUCUUGGUCGUAUCAUUAUGCAUUGGGACGGUGAUAUUUAGUGAUUGGUUUUAACUCCUUUUUUUUCUUGUAUGAUAGGUCGUGUUCUCGCUGUGCCUGCGAUUCGAAGGGCCUUCUCUUCUUCACCUGCGGAUCCCAGAUUCCACAUGCUGACGCAUCUCUCUGAGAAAUUUAAGGCACCACCACCCGGGGCACAUGAACUACGUGCUGCAUUGAUUCUGAAUCGAUUCACAAAAACCUCAUCCAUCUUAUAUGCAUCCUCAGCGCUGAAUGACGUGUUAGGGGUCGAACUCGAUAACUCGGUUGGCAUUAGCUUCUACGAGUGCACACAACGAGAGUGCCUAGAGGAUGCAAUACAAGUAUUGAACAAGCUAAAGAGAACGACUCGAUUGCGUACCUGGGAUUCAUUUGGCCUAAUCUUGGAGAGAAUCCUGACGAGAAUGAUGGCACAGGUGGUGGGAAAAAUUCAAGGAGACUGAAGGCGUCACGUAGUGGAACACUGACUGUGGGCGGCGGUGGCGGGGAUAGCGAGGAGGAGGAAGAGGAGGAAGAAGAGGAAGAGGAAGAGGAGGAGGAAGCUAUAAAACUAACCCUAACAAGAUUCCGGCAUUGA
This is a messenger RNA of Tuber aestivum (summer truffle), 1079 nucleotides long. NCBI's taxonomy places the organism in Eukaryota, Fungi, Ascomycota, Pezizomycetes, Pezizales, Tuberaceae. The record is from the annotation of a GenBank genome assembly.